Messenger RNA from Paramecium tetraurelia, 1094 nucleotides. RefSeq lists its product as uncharacterized. The record is from RefSeq and is a predicted model, not a curated record. Lineage: Eukaryota; Ciliophora; Oligohymenophorea; Peniculida; Parameciidae. The transcript is spliced from 5 exons.
AUGAAAACUUUCAUCGGGUUUACAUUGUUGUAUUUGAUAUUGGCAAAUCAAGGAAUUUCAUCAAUUUAGUAAGAUAAAUUGCAUCCCAUCUCUAAAAUCAUACUUGGAUUGUCAGAAGUAUAAACUAAGGAUUUCAAUUACCAAUAAUUGUUUGUUGCUCUAGAUGAAUUGGCACAAUCUUUCUAAACAAGAAUAAACGAUGAGAAUAGUUCUUAUGAACUCGAUUAGCAAUCAUAUUUUUCAGAUGUCUAAUUCUAUGAGAAUUAAAUUAAUGACUUUAAGAACAAAAUCGCACAAUUAGAAAUUGAAAUCAAAGAAUUAGGCGAUUAAGGAACACGCUUAUAAGCAUACCUAACUGAAGCUAAUUAGGAUUUAAAUGAGGCAAUUAAAUUAUUGGCCUAAAAAGAAUAGCAAAUUAACUCUGAUAAUUCAGUUUUUGAAUCACAAAAUCAAGAAUAUGCUGACACCAUCAAUGUUCUUGAUUAAGCAAUUGCCUUACUCAAUGAAAUCAAAGAUGAAGCCUCAUUAAUCUAAAAGAAAGAACACAUCAAGGAGGUAUCCUAAAAUAUGCACAAAAGCAUGAAGAAAUUGUCAUCAAAAAGAGUGUUCUAUUAACCUCUAGUAAAUGUGUUGGCUUAAAUGACAUAAAGUAACUAUGUAGAUUAAGAGAAUCUUAAGAAAGUCAUCAAUUUUAUGAAUUAACUUAGACAAAAUCUUAUUGAUGCAUAACAAGCAUUAUAAAAUCAACAUGAAUCAUAAUCUAAAUUAUAAUAAGAUAUUUUAUCUGAAACUCAAGCCAAAGUCAGUGGAAUUCAGGAUGUUUUAAUCCCACUAUUGGGAACUGAAAUUUCAAUUAAACAAUCUGAAGUUAGAGCAUUAAGCUCAAUUUUAUAAGAUGCCCAAAGUAAUUUAGCUGAUGCCUAGGAAAACCUUGUUGCAACAUAAAAUAGAUGGAUUGAAAGAACUUCAACUCAUAAUAAUUUAUUGCAACAAUUUAAUAAUGAGUUAUUAGCAAUUAAGGACGCAGAAAAUGCAUUAAAGAAAGGCGGCAUCUUUAGAUAAUGAUUUUUGUUUUAAUCAAAAACAAUUAUUAA